Molecule: messenger RNA, 873 nt
Organism: Uncinocarpus reesii 1704
Lineage: Eukaryota; Fungi; Ascomycota; Eurotiomycetes; Onygenales; Onygenaceae
Exons: 6
Coding region: 1-873 (290 amino acids)
Source: RefSeq, a predicted model, not a curated record
AUGGCACCAAUGCUGGAAUCACCAGAUCAACUGUACGAGCAAGACGCGGUGGAGCACUGUGCCCUCGGGCAUCCGCAGUGGAAUCUCCUUUCCAGUCUUGAAUUCAUUGCUAGAAAAACGGCCAUUUCCUUCCUGAAGAAAACAUGGGCGAAUCUCGAGGCCCACAAUGAGGAUAAUCUUGUCCCACUCAUGAUAGACUCAUUAUGCAGGCUUGCCGAAAAUAUUCUUGACUGCGGUGAUGGUACUCAGGACUUUGGUAAUAUUUUUGUGAUGACGGUGUAUAGGAUGGUGCUUGCUGGAGCUGUGGAUAUCAGGCCGAUGCAAGAUUUGGCAGUAGCUGCCUUCGAAGGUUUGACUACAGCGAUGGAAUAUGAUGUCAGAACCCUGUCCUGGCUUAGGUUGGGCCGGGCUAAUUUGGCCUCUGGAGAGCGCGUCCAGUCAUUAUGGUCGUGUAGACCAACUCGAUACUUCCAUCAGGAUCGUCUUAAUAGGAUGGGUGGGUCUAAUAAGGUAAAGUCGGGGGGGUUGACCCCAGCGGUGGUCCCUCCUUUCUCUUGGGUUCGCAUGUACUAUAUCACAACCGCUACUGUCGGUGUGGUGGCGAUUCCGUCUUUCCUGGGCAACACUACUCUAUCUCUGACCAGGACCGGCGCUCCUCCACUAUGUCCUGAAGGCAUUUGUCAUCCUCAGCCGACCAUCGCCUCUGGCCUUUCCUUCCCUCACCGCAUUCGGGCCGAGUUUGUUGGGUCUUCUCAAGGGAAUCUUCGCGAAUGGUUGACUGGGCACUCUCAUUGGAGUCGGGAAUGCAGCUGCCAAGGCUCCUUUGAACAGCCAAGAAAGGAACCGCAAUCGUUAGUCAAGCCGUAUGGAUAG